Scleropages formosus (Asian bonytongue) is the source of this 939-nucleotide messenger RNA. RefSeq names its product olfactory receptor 52B2-like. The record is from RefSeq and is a predicted model, not a curated record. Gene Ontology annotation, molecular function: odorant binding; olfactory receptor activity; G protein-coupled receptor activity. NCBI's taxonomy places the organism in Eukaryota, Metazoa, Chordata, Actinopteri, Osteoglossiformes, Osteoglossidae. Gene Ontology annotation, cellular component: membrane. The coding region runs from base 1 to 939 and encodes 312 amino acids. Gene Ontology annotation, biological process: G protein-coupled receptor signaling pathway; detection of chemical stimulus involved in sensory perception of smell. The transcript has a single exon.
AUGGAGAAUAUCAGCUUCAGUGAUAGUUUUGAGCUUAAUCUUGACCCAUUUCUGAUCCCAGUGAAAGGAAAGUAUCCUGUUUUCCUAAUGGGUACCUUAGUCUAUUUGUUCAGUGUUUCCUGCAACCUGACUCUGAUGCUUCUCAUUGUUGCACAGCAGAACCUCCACAAACCCAUGUACUUCAUCCUUUUCAGCCUCCCGUUCAACGAUUUGAUUGGAAUUACCACAAUGCUUCCUAAGGUGCUGUCAGAUAUUGUCACAGAAACCAGCAAAGUGCACUAUCAUUUAUGUGUUCUCCAGGGCUUUUUGCUGCACAUGUAUGGAGGAGGCAUCCUGUUUGUGCUGGCAGCAAUGGCUUUUGACCGUUAUGUGGCCAUCUGCCAGCCCUUGAGAUACAAUGCCAUCAUGACCCCUGCAACAGUGGCAUUAAUCAUAUUACUGAUCUGGGGUCUUGAUUUUAUUCUGAUCCUGUCAUUGUUUUCUAUGCAGGUCCGGCUACCUAGGUGUAGGUCCACUAUAAUGAAUGUAUUCUGUGAUAAUCCCUCCCUGCUUAAACUCACAUGUGUGAACACUACUGCCAAUAAUGUUUUAGGUUUGUUCAACACAGCUAUCAUUCAGGUUAUCAGUGUGUCUAUUCAGAUUUUUUCUUAUGUCAAGAUCCUCAUUGCCUGCACGGUUACCAGGAAAUCUGGGGCAAAGAGCAAAGCUAUCAACACCUGCAGUGCACAGCUGUUAAUCUUCAUCAUAUUCGAAGUUGUGGCCACCUUUACUAUUCUUUCACAUAGGUUUAAGGAUAUUUCAACUUACCUGCAAAAAAUUAUGGGCAUGCUGAUAUUUCUGGUUCCUCCGCUAUUAAAUCCCAUUGUGUAUGGCUUGAACACCAAAGAAAUACGAAAUUCACUCAUCAGAGUUUUCAGGACUAAGGUUUAUAAUAAAUAA